CGCUCCUCAAACAAACGCACAGAAGCACACAAUGACUCCACAGAUGAGCUGACAUCCAGCACAGAAGCCGUUUUAGGACAGAGCUUUGUCACCUUUUUCUCUGUUUUUGAUUGUUCAUUCAUACUAGAAGCCGUGUUUUUUUUUUUUUUUGUUUGUUUGUUUUUAUCUCUUUCAGCUGUCAUCGUUGGCACCAUGCAGACUGUCCCUGCCGCUGUCCUCCUCCUGACACUCCUAAAAGUGUCAGUGGGUAUCCAGGUGGUUGUUCCCCAACAGGAGCGCAGCACAGCCCUGUUCGCCUCGGUGACUCUCCGCUGUGACUUCUCCACCUCCGCAAACCUCCAAGAUGUUCUGGUUGUGUGGAAGUACAAGUCCUUCUGCAAAGAUCCAGUCCUGGAGUACCACUCCACAGCUUACCAGUCUGCACUUCAACUGGGUCAGGACCCAUCAAAUGACUGUCCAGACCGUCAGCGGACAGUACGCACCGUGAUCCAGAAGAGAGGAAGCAACGAGCCGACGCUGGGGGUAGAAUACAGGGAGCGCAGGAUCACCAUUCAAAACAAGGCCGACCUGGUGAUCACUGAGGUGAUGUGGUGGGAUAAUGGAGUGUACUUCUGCACCGUCACUGCUCCUGGAGACACCUCUGGAGACUCUGACAAAGAAGUCAAGCUCAUCGUCUACCAUUGGUUGACUGUGUUGUUCAUCAUCAUCGGAGCCCUCCUCCUGCUCCUCCUCUUCUGUAUCUGCUGUUGUCAGUGCUGUCCUCAGAGGUGCUGCUGUUACGUUCGCUGUCCCUGCUGUCCACAGCAGUGCUGCUGUCCUGAAAAAGCGGUGAUGCAGCAUCGAAUGAUGAAGGAGGCUCAGAGGGCCAUGGCUCCAUGGAUGGGAGGACAACCUGUGUAUGGACCAAUGAGUAACGCCUCGUCUCAGAUGAACCCACUGCUCUAUGCAGGAUCUGUCUCAGGAAAAAGCAUGCCUAUGAAGCCUAUGCCCCUCCCCCCUCCCCAGUCCUCAGCUUACAGCAUGCCCGCUCCCAGUGUUCACGGCACCCACACUCCCGCCAACACCAAUCAGAUGCUUGACUACCUGGAGAGUCAGGUGAGGGGGAUGGACAUGACCAGCCCUCUGCUGCAGCCCCAUCCAGCUCCUCCACCACACAUGCAGCAGAUGCCUCCUCCUCCUCAGCACAUGCCCACCACUGUCCCCUUUUCCCCAGGCCCUCCUAGUAUGAUCUCUGCUCUGGAUGAUGGUCCUGCAGAACGCCGGAUCAUCACGCUUCCACCAAUAAGAGAGCAGAACAUAGGCAGAAUACCGCCCCCUGCACCCAAGACCCGCCCCCCGAGUUCCAGCGAGAGUGGCCGUAGCGGCAUCGACCGCCGCAACGAUCGAGGAGCGGCAGGUAGACGCUACCCCUCGCCCACCCGCUCUAGAGGCAUUCCUAGGAGCUACAGCGAGGAGUCGUUAGAUGGGCCGAGUCGUGGAGGUGCACGAGGAGGAGGGGGAGGCAUGAACCGACCUCGCUCCCGUUCCAGAGAUGACCUGUUUGACAGCAGGUCCAGAGGAAACUACUCUCCUCCAGCAUCACGACGGUCGAGAGGAGGGUCCUGGAGCUCAGACGAUGAGGACAGCAGUCGGAGAGGAGGCGGUGGAGGGAGGAGAGGCGGCGGCGGCUGGGCUGACAAACCUCCGAGCUACACGGAGUACGAGCCCGGACAGAAGCCGGGUGCACGGAGGAACGGACACUACUCUGUAAGACAAUCAGUGCUUUAAUUUCCAAACAACCAUUCCUUAAAAUCACAGUUUUGCAUCUACACUAUUGCACUUACAACAAAUGCACAGUCAUCAAACAGAUGUGAAAUUUGCUGAUUGCUAAUGAAUUGAAUCUAAAGUUAGUGUCUCUCUGUCAGGACAAGAGUUCUCGCAGUGGCACCAGCGUCGUCAUCUGAACCUUCCAGCUGUGAAACGCCCUGCGAUCUCUUUCUGAAAGAGCAUGAACACCUCAUUUAUAACUGGGAGCUGCAAACUGCAAAGUCCCCAUGUUUUUAUGUCAGAGAAUGAAUUCAGAGUUGGCUCUUUGUUAAACUCUAGCUGCUGCAGAUAGAUUCAUGAAAUGUGUUAAUGAAAGAUUCUGCAAUUUGGAAUAAUCUUCCCCUUUUAACGAUGCACGUGGUGUGAGAAAUGUCAGCAAAGAAAUCACUUUGACAUCAGUCUGCUGUGAUACAUUCACUCUUUUACAUAUUUAAUAAGCACAUCUGUUAGUUUAUUACUGAAAUGGAAAUACUAUAGAUUUUUAUGUAGGUAUAUUAUCCUCCUAAGACCUGGGAAAUGUCAGCAAAGUACAAGCUCUUUUUGUUUUUUUUAUUAAAUAAGUGCCUACAUUGGAAACAUCAUCAUGCAACAGUUUUUUCAGAUGCAGUUUUUAAAAGUUUUAUGGAAUGUCCUUUGUGGUGGACAGUUUGCUUUUCUUUUUUGUAUAAAGUUGUGAAACUCUUGUCCACAAAUGUGGGCAGAAAACCCAUAGUUGGGUCUGCGGAGGGUAUAGGUGGAUUUAGAUCUAAGUCGAAGUCAAUUUGGAAAUAUGUCAGUGAAGUCUUACUUGAUAAAGCCAUGAAACCAUCAUGAUUUGGCACAGAAGAAAUGUCUUCCUCAGGGCCAUUCACUUUUUGUAUCUAAAACUCUUAUUGUUACAUUAGCCCAUAUAAAUGAGUAAACUGUGCCAAUUCUGAAAUAUUGUCUUUUUUAUUACUUUUGUAAAUAGUUUUAUGUUUCAUAUCUGCUGGAUGUCUUGAAAUGACUUGCAUUAUGUUACUAGUAUUUUGAAGGAAUAUAUGUAUAACUUAGUUGAACUAUAUACACAGAGUGCUUAUGAAUACAUGUAAACAAUAAGUUGAUAUGAAGUUGUCAUUGUGUCGUAAAAGAAGUACUGGGCCAAAAAUUAUAAAAUGCCACAAAGGUUGUAUAAUUUACAGAUUUGAGAACAUUGUGCAGCAACGUGAUGCCUUUUUCUAUAGUGUGCUUUAAGUAAAAUGCUUUUCCAUAUUUUUUGAUGGUCAUUUUCAGAGAUGCAUCCAUGUCUAUCAAAGGUUUUCUGUGAAUAUUUUAUUCUCUUUUACUGUUGCACAACAUACGGGUUGUGUUUUAAUAAAAUGAAUUUUGUGAAGGUAACAAAA
Sphaeramia orbicularis (orbiculate cardinalfish) is the source of this 3167-nucleotide messenger RNA. RefSeq names its product immunoglobulin-like domain-containing receptor 1. The coding region runs from base 193 to 1767 and encodes 524 amino acids. Gene Ontology annotation, molecular function: high-density lipoprotein particle receptor activity. Lineage: Eukaryota; Metazoa; Chordata; Actinopteri; Kurtiformes; Apogonidae. The record is from RefSeq and is a predicted model, not a curated record. Gene Ontology annotation, cellular component: plasma membrane. The transcript has 9 exons.